Molecule: messenger RNA, 7865 nt
Organism: Elgaria multicarinata webbii
Lineage: Eukaryota; Metazoa; Chordata; Lepidosauria; Squamata; Anguidae
Gene: CDC37L1
Product: cell division cycle 37 like 1, HSP90 cochaperone
Exons: 7
Coding region: 48-983 (311 amino acids)
Biological process (GO): protein folding; protein stabilization
Cellular component (GO): cytoplasm
Molecular function (GO): heat shock protein binding; protein-folding chaperone binding
Source: RefSeq, a predicted model, not a curated record
GCGCAAGUCGGAGGGAGGCGAUCCGAUUUGUCCUAAGCGGGGCGGGGAUGGCGUUGUGGCCGUCGCGCUCCCGUGAUUUGCGCCCGGGGCUGGAGGAACAGCCGCCUCAGCCAAACGCGCAGAUUUAUAAUGAUGGGGUUGAACUGGCUUGUCAGCAACAAAAGGAAUUUGUGAAGAAUUCUGUGGAAUGCAAAUGGAAUUUAGCAGAAGCCCAGCAGAAACUUGGCAAUUUAGCAUUACACAAUUCAGAGUCUCUAGACCAGGAACAUGCCAAAGCACAGACUGAAGUUACCGAGCUGAGAUGGAGGGAAGAAGAGUGGCGGCGGAAGGAGGAAGUGCUACGUCAAAAAGAAAGACAGGAUCAGUGGAACACAGAUUUUGUUAGCAAGGAGGUAUUCAAUAAGAGCUUUAUUAAUCUAAAGAAAAGGAAAGAAAUGGAAGAUGAUGCAUCUAAAUCAUUCAUGCAGAAGCAUGAGCAGAAGAUUAGGCAUUUUGGUAUGUUAAGCAGAUGGUUUGACAGUCAGAGAUUUCUCUCUGAUCACCCAUACCUUGUCUGUGAAGAAACAGCUCAAUAUCUUCUUUUAUGGUGUUUCCAUCUAGAAGCAGAACAGAAAGGCGCUCUGAUGGAACAAGUCGCUCACCAAGCAGUAGUGAUGCAAUUUAUUAUUGAAAUGGCCAAAAGCUGUAAUGUGGAUCCACGAGGAUGUUUCCGUCUAUUUUUCCAAAGAGCUAAAACAGGGGAAGAAGGCUACUUGGAGGCUUUUAAAAAUGAACUUGAAGCAUUUAAAUCGAGAGUGAGGAUUUGUUCGCAGUCACAGAACUUUCAAGCUAUGCCUGUUCAGAAUCCUUGGUUUCAUAUGGAUCUGAAUUGUAUAGGCGGGCUUGCGUCUUCUCCACAGAAUGCAGAUUCACUUCAGGGCUGCAGUUUAAACUCAGUAGUACACAGAGAUGAGGAUGAACCCAAAAUGAUGGAUACAGUAUAGGACUCCUAAGACUGAGCCCAAGUACUCUUAUUUCAAAGAGAACAAUGUGGUGACUUCCUUGAGACUUACUUUUAUGGGUGCUGCACUUUAUUUUAAGUGUUUUUGGGAGAAAGGGUAAUCCAGAAACACACUUCUUUUUAUUUAGAAAAUGUGCUGCUAUGGUUUUUUUUAGGAGAGGGGAAUUCAUAUAUGUUGCUGAAUGUGAAACUGGAUGUUUUUCUGCUACUACUAAACCUUGCCUUUUUAAUUUUAGGAAUCAAAGUAUGAAAAAGAGUCUGCAAAGGUGCAGUGUUUACAAUUGGUUAAUUCUUGGAGGAAUCUGCUUUAAUCUUAUUAUAUAUGGCCAUGUCUCACUCUGGAUUCUGGAGAUCAUCGUAAUGCGUUCUAUUGCUUGUAUAGUAGGCGCUCAAAUCGGAUUUUAUCAUGAAUGGCAACAGAUCAGUGGUUGCUAUCAACAUUGUAUAUCUGGGUGGAACAGAUAAAAACACUGGCCUUUUAACUCUACUACAGGGAUGUUUGUUUGUUUUCUGCAUUUGGACAAAGGCCGUUUAUAUUUUAACAUUUGUGUAUCUUGAUAUGUAAGUGGCCACAACUGGCUAGAAUAGAUUUGUAAACAGUAUUUUCUAGAGGCACACUCACAGAAAACCUAGCUUUACAUGACCCCUGAAAGAAGGAAUCUAACAAACAUGGUGAGUGUUUGGAAUGAAGAGAAAUCACUGCUACUUGAUUAUUUUAUGGUAAUGUCUUUAACAUGAGCAUUUAAAGAAACACAGGUGCCAAAUUUUGACUGAACCUCUGUUUUCAAUUAAAUCUUGUCAGUGUGAAGCUUAAAGUAUUCUAAUUUGGUAGGUUGUUGAGUGCCUUGAGGCAAAUCAUCAGCUUACUAUUUUAAAACCAAAAUAUUUUCAAUAGCUAAGGAGUUACGUUGACCUGGUGUUGGUUCCAGUAUGUCAUCAAUAUAGAACAAACUCUGUUAACUUUUUGCUAUAGCUUAUGUGACACCAGAAGUAUAGAACACAAUCCCCACCCACAACUUGCACUGCUUCCACAGAAAACAUCAUUGAUGUAGGGGUAUGUGUGUGAGUAAACAUAAAUGCAUUGUUGUUGUUUUCUACCAGUGCACAGCUGCAUUUUGGGUUGCUCAUUUUAGGUUGCCCCAGAAGCACUAAAAGAUCAUUUCUCAAGUGUAAGGGGCCAUUUGCACAUCAGAAUUGCAAUGCAUCAUUUGCACAAUUGGCUGGGGAGUAAGCAGCCGAUUGGAUUCUGCCCACAGGUUCAUAACUUCCUUUCCACCAUCAGUUUGGUUUAAAGAACUGCUCUCAUUGCUGUGCUUAGUUAACAACUGCUCAAGAGGAGCAGUGCUAAUAUGUUACUCAUAACCUGUGUGUCUCAAGCCCUGAAACAUCUUGGGUUGUAUCAGUCCUGCAAUCAGGAAGAAGGGUUCUCUUCAUUUGGCUCUGUCCCCUUGUUGCUACUGUACCUAAUAAUCAGGACAAAACAUCUAAGCCUUUUGCUAAAUUCCUAAGAAAAAAUAAAUAUGCACAGGGUAGAUUUGUAUGUGCCCAAUUAGGGCAUUAUUGUCUUCCCACAGCUAAACAACUGAAAUUUAAGCAAAGUAAACACUUUCCCCAGUAAUUUCUUUAGAUAUUGGUCUAUGUACAGAACAUAAUUUAAUCUGUAAGGUUCUCUGGUCAUAAACCAUAUUCUUUUGGGAGUGACCUAGAAUUUACAAAGGAAGGGGAGCACUUAUUUUCUUAGAUGCGACAGCUGUUAAGCCCACUGUACUGCUGUAGAAGUCUCAGAAGGUUGUUGAGAUUGUGAGUUAUUAAUGACAGAAUCAUGACUAGCCUUUUUACAUUUUAUGUCGAAACAAUAGUAGAGUCCUUAAUGCCUAAACCAGAAGGGAAGAUGGUCAAAAGUAUAAAUGAGUCUUUGGGGACUCCAUAAAAAUAACUUUGAAUGUUUGCAUGCAGGAGGUUCUUCCAUGUACAGGAUGGUAUUUUGGAUAGUAGGUCAUUGAAUAAACUUUUGUGUAUAUUAAAUAAAACUUCUAAAAAUUUAUAUUGCCAAAUUGUAUGUCCCAGAGUUCUUGGAGUGUUCUGGGCAGGAGCAGAAAACCUCCAGCAAGGUAUUAGCCAUAUUAGAAUCUGUUGAUCUGCUGCCAGUGGAAUAUAGCGUUGGAUCCCAUUUAUUUCAAUGGGUCUAUUAUAAGCAUGACUAAGUCUGGAUCCAACCUGUAGAUCCAUGCAAAAGACAAAUCAGAUGGGCCUUGUUAAUAAUCAGUUGUAUAGCUGUAAGUAAUCAUAUUGGCAGACAAAUUUGCACAACUUAUUUUUGUAGCUGAAUUUGGAAAGUGUGAUACUAUUUUUUGAUAUUGCUUGGAGAAGAGAGGCUUCUGCUCACAGAAUAAUACAAGGCUAUAGGCAUGUCUUGAGAGGACACGAUGAAAGCCUGAGAGGCACCACGUCUUGCAUUUCCUUAUAAUCAUGAAUUCAACAAUAUUUUUAAAUGAGAGCUUACAUUGUAACGAGAUCUAGAAGUCAUGGUUUCUCUUAGAGGCCACCUUUUACGUUCUUGAACAUUGUAGCUUCUGUAUCUAUUUCUAGGAGCUUUCCAAAGAAAUUGCAAAAAUGUCCAGGUGAGCUUUUCUGGUUGGGAAUAGAGGCAGGACCACCAAAGUCUUCAUAGAUUAAUCUAACUGAGAAUAUACAAACAAAAAAAUGAAGCGAACAGGGUCCUGCAGAGAAGGAAGCUCUAGAUGAUCCAAGCAAAUGGUUAAAAAACCCUCUUAGCCAAAUAUAACUACUCUGAGUUUUAUUCACGUUAUUUAUUCAAGUUAUUUGUUCCAUAACUUGAAUAUAACAAUUGAGGCCUGUGAAGCAAAACCAGUCUUAUGUCCGUUUCCAAAGUAAAUGUUUACUGGGAUGAAAGGUCAUUCUACCUGGAAUCCGCUCUAAAUGAGAUAUUUUCUUUUGCUGUCCCAAAAGAAGAUGGUAAAACGAGCUUUUAGAUGGAAAAAAAACUAUUUUCUACACUAAGGAGCUAGAUACCAAGGCAAAGAGUAAAAAUCAGAUCCAUUUAUUUUUCCAAUUUAAACCUCUGCGGUUCUUUGUUCUCUAGCUGUUAUACAGACACCAUUUCAGAAUCUGACAUCAUAAACUCUCAUUCUGGUUGCCACCCUAAUACAUUAAAUGUUAUAGAGAGAAGGGAAAACUGGUCCUAGUAUUAAAUAGGAACUGUAGUUUCCUCUUUCAACAUAAAAGAUCAGACUUUGCCUAACGAUUUCUCAGGCCAGGAAAUCGAGGCUCUUUGCUUUACGGUCAUUUUGUAUUGGGAGCAAUGUUAAAGAAACAAAGGUAUGUAGUGUUUCCUUGAUUGCUAUGCUGCAAUCCUUGUUAAGUUGCAUGGGACUUCCCACUUUCCCUAUGCAAGCCUCAUUGAGAUAAAUGGCAUUUUCUCAAAUCCAAAGAUUGCAUUCUUGGAAGGAAACAUAGAAUAGUAGAGUUAGAAGGGGCCUAUAAGGCCAUCGAGUCCAAUCCCCUGCUCAAUGCAGGAAUCCACCCUAAAGCAUCCCUGACAGAUGGUUGUCCAGCUGCCUCUUGAAUGCCUCUAGUAUGGGAGAGCCCACAACCUCCCUAGGUAAUUGGUUCCAUUGCCAUGCUGCUCUAACAGUCUGGAAGUUUUUCCUGAUGUCCAGCCGGCAUCUGGCUUCUUAUAACAAGCCCAUUAUUCCGUGUCCUACACUCUGGGAUGAUUGAGAAGACGUCCUGGCCCUCCUCCGUGUAACAACCUUUAAAGUAUUUGAAGAGUGCUGUCAUGUCUCCCCUCAAUCUUCUCUUCUCAAGGCUAAACAUGCCCAGUUCUCAAAGUCUCUCCUCAUAGAGUUUUGUUUCCAAACCCCUGAUCAUACUCAUUGCUCUCCUCUGAAUCCCCUCCAGCUUGUCUGCAUCCUUCCUGAAGUGUGGUGCCCAGUCCAGGGAAAUACCUAAGAUGAGGCCUAACCAGUGCCGAAUAGAGGGGAACCAGUACCCCAUGUGAUUUGGAAGCUGUACUUCUAUCAAUGCAGCCCAAAAUAGCAUUUGCUUUUAUGCAGCCACAUCACACUGUUGGCUCAUACUCAGUUUGUGAUCUACAACAAUUCCAGGAUCCUUCUCACUUGUAGAAUUGCUGAGCCAAGUAACCCCAAUCUUGUAGCUCUGCAUUUGGUUUCUUUUUCCUAGGUGUAGAACUUGGCAUUUAUCUCUAUUAAAUUUAAUUCUGUUGUUUUCAGCCCAGCACUCCAGCCUAUCAAUAUCACUUUGAAGUUUGUUUCUGUCUUCCAGGGUAUUAGCUGCCCCACCCAAUUUUGUGUCAUCUGCAGAUUUGUCCAAAUCAUUAAUAAAAAUGUUGAAGAGUACUGGGCCCAGGACUGAGCCCUGCAGUGCACCACUCAUCACCUCCCCCCAGUUUGAGAAGGUACCAUUGAAAAUCACUUCAACUAAACAUGAAUAGAUUCAGCUGUAGGUCUGUUAGGUUUCUAAAGGAAAUUGCAUGAGAGAAGAUGAAAAAGUUUAUAUAAUGUUACAAAUGGUGUGGGGAAAGUUAGUGACCAAAUUCAAAUCUUUGGUAGAAUUCUUGAUGUGGCAAUAGGUUUAUAACAGAGGAAUUUGUUAAAAUAAAUGUAGAGAUAUACAUAUUUUGCAAUUUUAAAAAGGUCAAUAAAAGGUAUAGGGGAAAUAUCAGACUGUUGUGGUCAUUAAUAAGGCUCAUUGGCAGGGUGUCUCAAAAGCUUUAGCUACUGAAAGCUGAGAAGAAAGCAGUGAUAGGAGUAAUCUGUUGCAUUGUCUUAUAUUCUUUCAUGCUCCUAAGGGUUUGUUCUUGGACAGGAUACUGAUUAAGAUUCCUUGCAUGUCCACUCUGACAUUUUAUAUAUUGCUAUAGAUGCUGUUGGAGGAUUCACAUACUGCUCAUGUUUUAAUUCAUGGGUUUGUUAAUUUAACAUUUGCCAAUCACAGCGGUCUUUCGUAAAUGUACAAGCAGUACAUAGCAAAGGGGAGAUAAGCUGCAAAUCAUACAAAUGGGUAGCAUGAAUAUAGCUCACAUGUGCAGCAGCGAGCAAGAUUCGCAAAUACCAGUUUCCUGGAAAUUCUAGUGGAAAGUGUCGAAUGGGUUAGGAGAAAACUCUUGGUUUACAUUCUAGUCCUAAACUUGGAUGUUCAUUGAAAUCAAUGGAGUUUCCCCAGAAAUAGGCUUAUAAGUGUUGCCUUAGGACCAUUUCACACAUUAAGCAGAGGCAAACCUGGGUUUGCUGUUGAGUACAUCCAAAGAGCCGUAGUAAUCAUGGCUUCCUGAACAGUAUAACUGCAUGGGCCUGCAAACACAGUUCUGUUGCAUUCAUGCUUUGUACAUUUAAGUACACCAAUUAAAACAGGUGCAUACCUUUAAAUGUUGGUGAAAUUAGUCACAUAUCAAAAGUGUUGUAGCUUUCUCCUAACAUUGCAGGAUCAAUAGAAGAGAACAGAGCAAUCAAACAGAUGUUACAUGGAAGCCACAUGUAUUUUAUUCACAUGGUUGCCUCAUUCACAUAUAAAGUGGGGCAGAACAUCUAAUUUUUACAUGAAAUGGAGCAUGUGGGUGAAGAAAGCGACCCGUACCUUUCUCUUCUUCACCUUCUUGUGUUCUGUUACUUGAAGCAAUGUUCUCCUUCACUUAACUCACUGAGAGAAAAUUACUGGAAGGAACAGAGCAGAGUGAGGGAAGGGAAGUUGUUCUAUUCCUGUAACUUGCUUAUUCCAUUUCAUGUAAAAAUAUAGACUUCCACCCCACUUCAUAUGGGUAAACAGAUGGUUAAAGUACACGUAGCUGUUUAGUUUGGCCUGAUUUCUAGUUUGCUUGAGAUCUACAGGGAUUGUAGGUAUUUUAAUGCUUGGGGGCAAAGAGAAACAAGUAACAUGAUUCCUCUAGACAACAGUAUGGUACUUGCAUCUUCAUGUUCAUGAAAAAUGGGUUGGGGAACAAUAGAAUUCUCUUGAUGGCAAAUCUUGCUAUAGACAUAGCUGUAGGAAGCAUGAAACUGCUACAAGCUAGGACGUGUGUUACCUUACUUGGCAACAUCACUUUGCAUGAGAUGGUUUCAAACUACUAUAUUUUUGUUCUUACUUAUUGAACUGCAUCUUUUAAAAUGCUGGAAUAUGCAAUUUGCUGAAUUCCACUUCUUGUCCUAAUAUUCUUCAGUGCUCACAGUAUGACUGCUUCUGUACCAGUUGUGUUUUGUUUUGUCUAUUGUUUAUGGGAAGUUUUCUACAGAUCUUGUCUAGCCCACUGGUAGUCCAUAAGCUCCAUUUUGAUUGUCUGUGGAUAGGUUGCCACACUGUGAGAAUAUCUGUAUUUGGCCCUGUGCUUUUUUUUUUCCCCUGACGAUGGAGCUCGAGACCCUUUUGACCAGGGCAUGUACCUGUGCAAGAUGGAAUUUUAUCGCUGGCCAUACUCAUACCUAAGUACAGAAGCAGAAUGAAAAGUGUACUUGAACUGAGGCUAAAGCUGACGAAGAUUGCACCCAACUUCACAGAGCUUUGUUCAGAAAAACAGGAAUAUUCAUGCCGUUAGAAAGGCAAGUUAUUAAAAUAUGAAUUAUGUAGGUGCUUUUAAGUGGACCAGCAAUGGCCAGCAAUUUUCCAGUGGUCCUAAGGUGGGGAGGGGGUGGAGAGAUUGAGAGUGCUGAUCUAGCAAGUCAUUCUGCUUCCUGACUUCAUUAAAGAACGAGAUUCUUCUAAAGCCUUAAGAAGAGGGAAAUGUGACAAACUUCGCUUCACCUUCUGAAAUAACAUUUAUGCUAACACUGUCCCAUCUGAGUUUUGGAAAUGAAAUGUAUGUAGCUGUUAAUAAAAUGUACUUUUGCUGUAA